AUGGCGACCUUUACGGAAAAUGCGUACAGUAUGGUCCAUUUGGACAACUCUGCGGACCAGCCAACAUUGCAAGAGCUCAAGACGCAUCUCGAAAAAGGCACGGACGAAUCAAAAGUAGACACUAUGAAGCGCAUAUUGACCACCAUGUUGAAUGGGGACCCCAUGCCUUCGCUCCUGAUGCACAUCAUUCGAUUUGUUAUGCCUUCAAAAAGCAAGCAGCUCAAGAAGCUCCUUAACGGUAUAAGAAAUGACCUGCAACAUCCCAAUGAGUACAUUCGGGGCAACACUCUCCGAUUCUUGUGUAAGCUUAGGGAACCGGAGCUCAUUGAGCCCUUGCUGUCUUCCGCCAGGUCCUGUCUUGAGCAUAGACAUGCCUAUGUUCGUAAAAACGCGGUGUUUGGGAUAUCAUCCAUAUACUCGCACUUCGAAUCUCUCAUACCAGAUGCUCCGGAACUCAUCCAGACUUUUCUUGAAAAUGAAAGCGACCAGACUUGCAAGCGGAAUGCAUUUGUAGCUUUGAGCACAAUGAAUCACGAGAAAGCCUUAGAGUACCUUAGCAGCGCCUUCGAUGCAAUACCAAACGCCGACGAGCUAUUACAGCUCGUAGAGCUCGAAUUCAUACGUAAAGAUGCGGUAGAGAAUGCUCAGAAUAAGGCUCGAUACCUUCGUCUUAUUUUCGACCUACUAGAAGCGAACGCAACUACUGUAGUUUAUGAGGCAGCAUCUUCACUCACAGCUCUUACGAAUAAUCCCGUCGCAAUCAAAGCUGCAGCUACAAAAUUCAUCGAACUCAGCAUCAAGGAAGCCGACAACAAUGUAAGGCUGAUCGUCCUAGAUCGAGUUGAUCAGCUUAGGAAGCGAAAUGAAGGAGUACUAGACGACCUUACCAUGGAGAUCUUGAGGGUUUUAUCAAGUCCUGAUAUUGAUGUUCGGAAAAAGGCGCUCGAUCUUGCACUCGACAUGGUAUCAAGCAAAAACGUAGACGAGGUCGUGAUGCUGCUCAAAAAGGAACUCCAAAAGACUGUCGAUGAGCAGUACGAAAAGAAUACCGAAUAUCGACAACUACUGAUCCAUUCCAUUCACCAAUGCGCUAUUAAGUUCUCGGAGAUCGCGGCCUCGGUCGUAGAUUUAUUGAUGGAUUUCAUUGCGGAUUUCAAUGCUUCUUCCGCGGUCGAUGUCAUCUCAUUUGUCAAGGAAGUCGUAGAAAAGUUUCCCAAAUUGCGCCCUUCAAUUGUUGCAAGACUUGUCAGCACAUUAAACGAGGUUCGUGCCGGAAAGGUGUAUCGAGGAGCGCUUUGGAUUGUCGGUGAAUAUUCUCUCGAAGCUAGCGACAUUCGGGAUGCUUGGAAGAAGAUUCGGGCAAGUUUGGGAGAGAUUCCAAUCUUGUCUUCUGAGCAGAGGUUACUUGAGGAAGUACCAGACGAGCAGGAGACCAAGGAGCAUAUAAAUGGAACGGCGAAGCCUUCAGUGCCAACGGGGUCGAGGAAAGUCCUCGCAGAUGGUACCUAUGCCACCGAGAAUGCUUUGACCAGCCAGUCAUCCGCAAAGGCUAAAUUGGAAGCUGUGAAGGCCGCUCAGAAGCCCCCAUUAAGACAACUCAUCCUGGACGGAGACUUUUAUCUAGCAUCGGUGCUAUCGUCAACGUUGACGAAAUUAGUCAUGCGGCAUUCUGAGAUUUCGCAGGACGAGGCUAGGACUAAUGCCUUGAGAGCCGAAGCGAUGCUUAUCAUGAUCUCUAUAAUACGGGUUGGUCAGUCCCAGUUCGUCAAGGCUCCAAUAGACGAAGACUCUGUCGAUCGGAUCAUGUCUUGUAUACGGUCAUUAGCCGAAUUCUCCCAGAAGAAGGAACUGGAGACCGUAUUUCUCGAUGACACUCGAAAAGCAUUUCGAGCAAUGGUUCAGGUCGAGGAAAAGAAGCGUGCUGCUAAGGAAGCAGUGGAGAAGGCUAAGACCGCAGUCCAAAUUGACGACAUUGUGAGUAUCCGGCAGCUGUCUAAGAAAAUAACCGGUGAUGGCUCCGAAGAAUUCGAUGUCGAUAUUGAAAAGGCGACAGGGGGGGAUUCUGCGACAGAGGAGCUAUCUUCGAAACUCAGCCGAGUGGUCCAGCUGACUGGCUUCUCCGAUCCGGUAUAUGCAGAGGCUUAUGUCAAUGUGCACCAAUUCGAUAUAGUACUAGACGUUCUACUGGUCAAUCAGACUGGGGACACGUUACAAAACCUCUCGGUCGAGUUUGCGACCCUGGGUGACUUGAAGGUUGUUGAGCGCCCGACGACACAAAAUUUAGGGCCUCAUGACUUCCUGAAUGUCCAGAGCACGAUCAAAGUGUCUUCUACGGACACAGGUGUCAUAUUCGGCAACGUAGUUUACGAUGGAUCAAGCUCAACAGAGAGCAAUGUGGUAAUUCUCAAUGAUGUACAUGUCGACAUUAUGGAUUAUAUACAGCCUGCCCAGUGCACCGAAACACAAUUUCGAACCAUGUGGACUGAAUUUGAGUGGGAGAACAAGGUCAAUAUCAAUUCGAAGGCGAAGACUUUAAGAGACUUCCUUGAGCAGCUGAUGGCUUGCACGAAUAUGACAUGUCUGACACCAGAAGCAUCGAUGAAGGGAGAUUGCCAAUUUCUGAGCGCAAACCUCUACGCUCGGAGUGUCUUUGGAGAGGAUGCUCUUGCCAAUCUAAGUAUUGAGAAAGAAGGGGACGAUGGGCCAAUCACAGGCUUUGUCAGAAUUCGAAGUAGAUCCCAGGGCCUUGCCUUAAGCCUUGGAUCAUUGAAGGGGCUUAACAAGGUAGGUGCCUCAGCAGCUUAA
This is a messenger RNA of Bacidia gigantensis, 2805 nucleotides long. RefSeq lists its product as uncharacterized. Bases 1 to 2805 code for a protein of 934 amino acids. Gene Ontology annotation, biological process: endoplasmic reticulum to Golgi vesicle-mediated transport; intra-Golgi vesicle-mediated transport; intracellular protein transport. Lineage: Eukaryota; Fungi; Ascomycota; Lecanoromycetes; Lecanorales; Ramalinaceae. Gene Ontology annotation, molecular function: structural molecule activity. Gene Ontology annotation, cellular component: cytoplasm; COPI vesicle coat. The record is from RefSeq and is a predicted model, not a curated record. The transcript is spliced from 4 exons.